Messenger RNA from Nannochloropsis gaditana CCMP526, 242 nucleotides. RefSeq lists its product as uncharacterized. The annotation marks the transcript as partial. The record is from RefSeq and is a predicted model, not a curated record. The transcript is spliced from 2 exons.
ACAGGCCAACGAUCAAUUUUUUGAAGGCAUGAAAAGCAAAACACGGCUCUGGAGUGGACACGUAUUGUAGUUUGUUCACCAUGCGGCUUCGAUCGAGCGGCAGGAAGGAGCAGAGGGAUCCCACAGCCCUUCCUUGCGGCUCAGACUUAAUCCGCUGCGACCCACAUUUUUCCUAUAGCCUUUCCAAAGUGAAAAGACGACUCAUUGCCCGGGCACUUCUCAUACGGGUCGCGAUGAUCCUG